Manis javanica (Malayan pangolin) is the source of this 2608-nucleotide messenger RNA. It is a transcript of the gene SPATA20, whose product is annotated as spermatogenesis associated 20. Gene Ontology annotation, biological process: carbohydrate metabolic process. NCBI's taxonomy places the organism in Eukaryota, Metazoa, Chordata, Mammalia, Pholidota, Manidae. The record is from RefSeq and is a predicted model, not a curated record.
CUGUGUGCGGCUCGGUGGAUGCUCGGGCCCGCCUCUCACAGCCUCGGGCUCUCAGUCGUGUACGCGGUGUCUCGGCCCACAGCCGCGAGUAGCCGGGCUGGGCGCGCAGACCCGGCAGUGCCGCGGCCUCCUGCUGCCCCACCCUGGGCCGGGCCUCGUCGCGAGCCUCAGAUACGGGGGUAGCUCCUCCCGGGACAAGGACCGAAGUGUGACAGUCAGUAGUUCAGUGCCCAUGCCUGCUGGAGCGAAGGGAAGCCAACCCAAAUGCACCCAGUCCACCCCUCAGAAGGUCCCCAAUCGCCUGAUCAAUGAGAAGUCACCAUACCUCCUGCAACAUGCCUACAAUCCUGUGGACUGGUACCCCUGGGGAAAGGAAGCCUUUGACAAAGCCAGGAAUGAAAACAAGCCAAUUUUCCUUUCAGUGGGAUACUCCACCUGCCACUGGUGCCAUAUGAUGGAAGAGGAGUCCUUCCAGAACGAGGAGAUUGGCCAACUGCUCAAUGAGGAUUUUGUCUGUGUGAAGGUGGACCGGGAGGAGCGACCUGAUGUGGACAAGGUAUACAUGACCUUUGUGCAGGCCACCAGCAAUGGUGGGGGCUGGCCCAUGAAUGUGUGGUUGACUCCCAACCUCCAGCCCUUUGUGGGGGGCACCUAUUUCCCCCUGGAGGAUGGCCUGACCCGAGUUGGCUUUCGGACGGUGUUGCUGAGAAUACGGGACAAGUGGAAACAGAACAAGGGUGCCCUGCUCGAAAACAGUCAGCGUGUCACCACAGCCCUGCUGGCUCGGUCGGAGAUUAGCAUGGGUGACCGCCAGGUGCCACCCUCUGCUGCCACCAUGAAAAGUCGCUGCUUCCAGCAGCUGGACGAAGGCUAUGAUGAGGAGUACGGUGGCUUUGCUGAGGCCCCCAAGUUCCCCACACCGGUGAUCCUGAACUUCCUGUUCUCCUACUGGCUCGAUCAUCAACUAACCCAGGAUGGUUCCCGGGCCCAGCAGAUGGCCUUGCACACCCUGAAAAUGAUGGCCAAUGGGGGUAUCCGAGACCACGUAGGGCAGGGCUUCCACCGCUACUCCACGGACCGCCAGUGGCACGUCCCACGCUUUGAGAAGAUGCUGUAUGACCAGGGGCAGCUUGCAGUAGCCUAUUCACAGGCCUUCCAGAUCUCUGGUGAUGAGUUCUAUGCUGAUGUUGCCAAAGACAUCCUGCAGUACGUGUCUCGGAACCUGAGUCACCGGUCUGGAGGCUUCUACAGCGCUGAGGAUGCAGACUCGCCCCCGGAGAGGGACAUUCGGCCCAAAGAGGGUGCCUUCUAUGUGUGGACUGUCAAAGAGGUCCAGCAGCUGCUCCCCGAGCCUGUGCUGGGUGCUACCGAGCCGCUGACCUCGGGCCAGCUCCUCAUGAAACACUAUGGCCUCACAGAAGCCGGCAACAUUGGCCCCAGUCAGGACCCCAAAGGGGAGCUGCAGGGCCAGAACUUGCUGAAUGUCCGGUAUUCGCUAGAACUGACUGCUGCCCGCUUUGGCCUGGACAUGGAGGCUGUACGGACCUUGCUCAAUACAGGGCUGGAGAAGCUCUUCCAGGCCAGGAAACAUCGGCCGAAACCGCACCUGGACACCAAGAUGCUGGCCGCCUGGAACGGACUGAUGGUGUCUGGCUACGCUGUGACGGGGGCUGUUCUGGGCCUGGAGAGGCUGAUCAACUGCGCCAUCAAUGGGGCCAAGUUUCUGAAGCGGCACAUGUUUGAUGUGGCCAGCGGCCGCCUGAUGCGAACCUGCUACACAGGCUCUGGGGGGACCGUGGAGCAGAGCAACCCGCCCUGCUGGGGUUUCCUGGAAGACUACGCCUUUGUAGUGCGGGGCUUGCUGGACCUGUACGAGGCCUCACAGGAGAGUGCAUGGCUCGAGUGGGCUCUGCGGCUGCAGGACACACAGGACAGACUCUUCUGGGACUCGCAGGGUGGUGGCUACUUCUGUAGUGAGGCUGAGCUGGGGGCUGGCCUGCCCCUGCGUCUGAAAGACGACCAGGAUGGCGCAGAGCCCAGUGCCAACUCUGUGUCAGCCCACAACCUGCUUCGGCUACAUGGCUUCACGGGCCACAAGGACUGGAUGGACAAGUGUGCGUGCCUGUUGACUGCCUUCUCUGAGCGCCUGCGCCGUGUCCCUGUGGCAUUGCCUGAGAUGAUCUGCGCCCUCUCGGCCCACCAGCAGACCCUCAAGCAGAUUGUGAUCUGCGGAGACCCCCAGGCCAAGGACACCAAGGCUCUUUUGCAGUGUGUCCACUCCAUCUACAUCCCUAACAAGGUGCUGAUUUUGGCCGACGGUGACCCAUCUAGCUUCCUGUCCCGCCAGCUGCCCUUCCUGAGAACCUUGCGGAGACUAGAAGACCUGGCCACCGCCUAUGUAUAUGAGCAUGAAGCCUGCUCUAUGCCCAUCACCGAGCCCUGUGAAUUAAGAAAACUGCUGCACCAGUGAUGGGAACCCCCUGCCUUGGUCUGGGCAGAAGGUGGGGCUUCUAACGCACCAGAGACUCAGGCCCUGGUGCCCUCAGCCAUCCUUGUUGUCCCUCCCUCCAUGGGCACCUACUCACCCUGGAAUAAACCUAACAGUGUC